This is a messenger RNA of Chelmon rostratus (copperband butterflyfish), 4910 nucleotides long. It is a transcript of the gene hlfa, whose product is annotated as HLF transcription factor, PAR bZIP family member a. The record is from RefSeq and is a predicted model, not a curated record. Gene Ontology annotation, biological process: regulation of transcription by RNA polymerase II. The transcript has 4 exons. Gene Ontology annotation, molecular function: DNA-binding transcription factor activity, RNA polymerase II-specific; RNA polymerase II cis-regulatory region sequence-specific DNA binding. The coding region runs from base 231 to 1133 and encodes 300 amino acids. NCBI's taxonomy places the organism in Eukaryota, Metazoa, Chordata, Actinopteri, Chaetodontiformes, Chaetodontidae. Gene Ontology annotation, cellular component: nucleus.
CGCCUCCUCCAGCUAUUUGCCAGCCAGCCUCGACGACAGACAGCCAGCCAGCCGCUCACCGUCCUGCUGCUGCGCCGAGUCCCGUCUUGUCCCUCCGAGCCCCGCCGUCGAUUUUUUCCCGGUCUGCGAGGAUCUCCACGGGCCGGCGAGCGAGUUCGGUCGCGUCUCUUGUCGGGGGAAAGUCAGUCUUGUCUCUGCGAGCUUUGUUCUCCCGUUGCCCUUCAAGACAAAUGGAGAAAAUGGCCAGACCUCUUCCUAUAAACCCAACUUUCCUGCCGCCGACUCACGGCGUGCUGAAAUCCCUGCUGGAAAAUCCUCUGAAGCUGCCUUUCCAUCACGAUGAAGGGUUUGGGAAAGACAAGGAAAAAGGGAAGAAGCUGGACGAUGAGAGCAGCGCAGCCAACCACCCACAGUCGGCCUUCCUUGGCCCGACCCUCUGGGACAAGACCCUGCCCUACGAUGGGGACAACUUUCAGCUGGAGUACAUGGACCUGGAGGAGUUCCUGUCGGAGAACGGCAUCCCAGCCAACACAGCCCAGAGUGACCAGGCCCCGCAGUCGGCGCAGCCGCCGCAGCAGGCCGCGCCACCCACCCCGCCCACCCCGACCACACCCUCUGUGGUGGACCUCAGCAGCCGCGCCACCACCUCGGUUCACACAGGCAUGGCACCUCAGACCUGCCUCCACAGCCCCGGCACAGCAGCACUGCCCUCAGCCCGGGACACCCCCAGCCCCAUCGACCCAGAGUCCAUCCAGGUGCCCCUGACCUACGAGCCCGACCCGGCAGACCUGGCUCUGUCCAGCGUGCCCGGCCAGGAGAUGUUCGACCCCAGGAAACGCAAGUUCUCUGCCGAGGAGCUGAAGCCGCAGCCCAUGAUCAAGAAAGCCCGCAAGGUCUUCAUCCCCGAAGACAUGAAGGACGACCGGUACUGGGCCCGGCGCAGAAAGAACAACGUGGCGGCCAAGAGGUCACGGGACGCCCGGCGGCUGAAGGAGAACCAGAUCGCCAUCCGGGCCGGCUUCCUGGAGAAGGAGAACGCCGCUCUCCGCAUGGAGGUAGCGGACAUGAGGAAGGAGCUGGGCCGCUGCAAGAACAUUCUGGCCAAAUACGAGGCCCGACACGGGCCCCUGUGAGCCCCCAAAAACACCCGCACCACCGGCCCCGCCCUCUUCACUGCCCCCCCUACCCAGCGUCCCUCAAGUCUGAAGGACAAUGUGUCUCUUUUGGUGGCACUGCCCCAUCCUCCUCCUCCACCCACACCUCCUCUUCCUCCUCCCACAAACCUCCAGUCCCCCCCCCCCCCACCAACACACACCUGUAUGGUUCCACUUUGACUUCGAUCAUAAGCUUCAGUUCUGCUCCUUCUCUCGUUUCCUGUGCACUUCAUCCAGAAACAUACGUACGUGCAGACUUCCCACUUUAACGUGCUGUGAGGAGUCAUGAGCCGGCCCACCAGCUGAGCCCCCCCCCCGACCUUCCACGUUUGAGAAUCGAUGCCAUGCUGUUUGUUCUUCACUUUCAUACUGAUUUUAUACGUCAGAUCAGGACUGAAAACUGUUUCCUGUCCCCCCCCCUCCUCCUCCUCCUCCUCCGUCUGAUAUCACGUGACGUGUCCGAGAGCCUGCUUUCAACCCCCGAAUCUUGUGUUUUUUUGUUUCCCGCCCCCCCUUUUUUUUGGCCUCUUUUCUCGGUGUUGUGUUUCAGUCGUCUGACCCUCCUCGCGCUCCGAGGCGGCGCCCCCCCAGCUUCUCUAACAGCGUUCUCAGUAUUUUAACUUUCAGAUUUUGCACAUUUUUCCUGUGCGACCGCGGCGUAGAGUUGCCAUUUUUUUUUUAAACGAUAGCGUUUCUCCGUCAGACGGACACUGAGCAAUAAUUCCUGUCCGGAACUAAACUGACAUGACUACCUACAUGUUUCCCUCUCUGGUCUCCGCUUUUUGGUUUUAGCUCACCUCCGUUAACUAAGAUAACCUUAGUUAACCUCUGCACUAAUGCGUGUCUCACAAUCUGAUCCGGUGCAAUGUUUCCACUCGCUCAAAAUUUCCUCCGCCUCAUAUUUAUCUACCUUUUAUUUCUCAGAUGGAAGAUUGUUGUUUUUAUAUAUAUAUAUAUACAUAUAUGCAUAUAUAUAUAUAUGUAUGUAUAUAUACACUAUGUAUUCUGUUGAUAUAAUUGUUAGUAUUAAUACUACUCUUGACAUUGUCGUUAGCCUCCUCCUUGUUUUCAGAUUUCAGCAUGAUUUUCUUUCACAGAACGAAAAGCUGUUUGCAAAUCUUUCAUUUUUUUUUGUUUUUUUGUUUUUUUGCAAAGUUGUUGAUAAUUCUUUUCGCUUCUGUUUAACUUAGCAUGAUUAAUAUGCGUGCUUUUAUUUUAGAAAUCAGUACAGACGUCUGUAGUCUCUCAUCGUAGCUCUAUGUUCGCCUCUUUUUAAAGGUGGCUGUAUGAAUGUAAAAGAUGUUGACAAAAAAAAAAAAAGUUGGAUGGUGUUGUCCAAUACUGUGGUUAACCCGAUCAGUUUGUUUACUGCAGACCAAACGAUUCACAACAGAGAUGAUAUAUUGGUUACAAGAGAUAUGUUUAUAUGAACCUAUUCUAUAAGUUGUUCUUUUUGUACAGUAUUUUUCCUAUACAUUACUGAACUAUGUAUUUUAAAGGCACAAGAGAUCCAGAAGAUUAUUAAAGAAUUCAAGUAUAUAACACACAGACAAAUGCAUAUAGUGGUAUUUUGAUAUUCUAUAUUAGUAGGAUGUAGUUUUACAGAGAUUUGUGGAUAUUCAGCAGCACCCAAACCUCCUGGGCAUUACUCUUAUCAUCAUGAAUAUUACGAUUAUUAUUAUUAUUAUUAUUAUGACACUCCUGCUUGUGUUGGCGCCACCUUCAGGCUCCCAUUGUCAUGUAAAUCCCAUUUGACCUAAAGGAAGCGGAUGCUGAAGAGAGAAUGUGCAUUUAGGCCCUUUUUUAGAACCCGUUGACUCAAAUCGGACAGGAUCCGUAGAUCACGUUUGGUCCCGAAUCGUCCCGAGUGGUCCCGAGUCGUCCAGGCUUUGCUUUCUUUCAGUGAGGAAUAUUCUGACUUUCUGAGGCUUCUCAUAGCGGCGCAGCUUCUUUCUGAUCUGAUGUGAUGGGAUGAAGUUACUAUGAAGGAAGGGAAAUCUAUGGCUGGUUACUGUUGCUGCUCUGUGUGUGUGUGGGUCCUUCAGCCGAUGCAGUUGUAGCGUGUCCCUGAACCUGAGUGAUGGACACUGGAAAGCUUUAUUCUUCUGAAAUGAAGGCUUACAGUGGAGCCCCAACCUGAGUUGUGUUGUAGUUUAGAGCUGCAUGCUGCUUUUCGCCAAUCAGUCCAAGACCAGGACGCGACCGAUUCGUGUUUUUUAGGGUUGAUGUUGACGUUUCUGCACAUCGUACGGAAGUUCAGGACUGCCGAUAUUAAAUGAGACCAUCCAAAGGAAUAGUUUGACAUUUUGGGAUAUUCUUCACUUUCUGAGAAGAGUAAUGACGCUCGCAGUGUCUGUACAUUAAAUAUGAUGUGACAGUUUUCAGCCAGUUAACUUAGCAUAAAGGCUAGCCUGGCACCUUUAAACUUGUGGAAUAAGCAGGCUUUGCUGAUCGCCUGGCAGCCUAAAGGUGACGAAACUUUAGUGACACAAAACCAGAAAUUCAUGUUUUUACACUUUUCUUGUACGGAUUUAAACAAACAAGAUAUAAUUAGCAAGCUUUAAAGUUUAUCUCAGUUCUUUAUGCUAAGCUAACAGUCUGCUGCUUCAUAUUGAUGUUGACUUUCUUAUGUAACUCAGCUAAAAAAUAAAAGUAAAUCAUCUCAAAAUGUCAAAAUACUCCUUUGAAUCAAAUGGCUGAAAAACAGGAACAUUUAAUCACACCAGUGGUUUCUCCACUUCAGAAAUUAAUUAAAAACUCAAGUGUAAAAGCCCAUCUUGUGAUUUAAUCUUAAAUUUUAGGCUGUUAUUCUUAUCAAUCUUAUAAUUUUUUUGGAAUUCUCGUUUUGAGUCGAGCAUUUUCAAAAAUGAAAGCGAAAGCUUUUAACAGACAUUUUUUUUUUUUGGACAAUCGUCACACGAACACUUUAAAUAAUGGCAGGACUGGACUUCCAUAUUUUUGUGUCGACAUCUUUAAAUUUCGAGGCGUCACCGGGUUCAUUUAAACAGGGUUAAAAUAAAAGAAUCUGCCCAGUAAAGCUUAGACCAGAUCCCAGUCCAGGCCUGGUUGAACGUUAUCGAUCCGAUCCAAAGGCGUGUGUGACGCAAAGUGACUCUUUUCCACCCACGAUCUGUCGUUUGGUAUUUUUGCGCUUUCGAGGGUGUUUCCCUUCUGCAUCUGAUCUGCACAGCGUGUGAACAGGGUUUGUAGAGUGAAGACUGGAACAAUGCCUCCCCAAUCUGUGGAGCAUCUUUUUAUGAAAUCAUACAUAUAUAAAUAUAUAUAUAUAUAUAGGAACAAGCCAAUAAUUAAUCCAUGUGUAUCCCAAAAUUACCUCACUGUCGAGUGAUUUCACUACCUCACCCGGAAACGUUAACCAUAAUUCUGAGUCUAUUCCAGUGCCUUGAAUACACUGACUGUUCCCCAGUCUCUCAGCAAUGUAAAGUUCUCAUCGCAGCACCAAUCGGAUAGGUUCAGAUCUGCACUGAAGGGCUUCUUAGUGCAUCAAAACUCUAUAUAUUAUAUACACUGACAACUCUUUUCACUUCUUAUUUUGGACAUUGCAACAGACAUGUAACCAUUGUAUUCAUGGCAACACCAACAGACUGUUUCAGAGUGUGUACAAAUACAACGGAAAGGUGUCCUCGGUCUUGUUUGUCAUGGAAUGGAUGCAUAACAUUUACUUGUGCUGUUCAGCCCUCGGCCUCUCCGUCUCUCUGUAAUUUGUAGUGUCGAAUAAAAUCCCACUUCUUUUCA